This is a messenger RNA of Rhizoctonia solani, 888 nucleotides long. RefSeq lists its product as uncharacterized. The record is from RefSeq and is a predicted model, not a curated record. The transcript has 12 exons. Lineage: Eukaryota; Fungi; Basidiomycota; Agaricomycetes; Cantharellales; Ceratobasidiaceae. The coding region runs from base 1 to 888 and encodes 295 amino acids.
AUGCUUCGAGUAGGAUAUGUACCAGAACACUUUGCAUCACCCCUCUUACAAUACGCGGAUGCAGAUCAAGAUAAAACAUUUGUGCUUAGUGCAUUCCCAGGCGGAACUGGUGCUAUGACCUCUGCACUCAAAAAUGACGAAAUCGACGUAGCAGUGGCACUUACGGAUGCAUUGAUAGCUGGUAUUGCCAAUGGAUCGCAGGCGUAUAGGCUAGUCGGCUCAUAUGUGUCUACUCCGCUUAACUGGGCAGUAGUAACAGGAAAGGAUAGCAAAUAUCAGUCAAUCGAUGAUCUUCGUGGGACAAAGUUGGGUAUUUCACGCAUUGGCAGCGGAUCUCAAACGAUGGCCAGCGUAAUGGCAAUGCAGAAAAACUGGACUGACAAGGACGGCCAAAUUGAGAUGCCCGAGUUUCAAGUAAAUAAUAAUCUUCAAGGACUUAACGCUUCGAUCAACACUGGAGCGACGAGUGCAUUUCUUUGGGAGUGGUUUACAACAAAACCCCACGUAGAUUCUGGUGAAGUCAGAUUUAUCGGCUCGGUGCCUACUCCAUGGCCAUCCUGGUUAAUUGCUGCUCACCCCGAGCGAGCUAAACCUGCCGCACUGAGAAAUUUCCUCGAAACUUUGACGGAGUAUGUUACAAAGUUUGACAGCGACGAACAACGUGCACAAGUAGAUGUUGAUCUCAUCCGAGAGAGAUUCGGAUAUCCCGAAGCUGAUAUCCGAGCUUGGCUCAAGACGGUGCGUUGGGUAGAAAACUGCGCUACCAUUCCAGGCAAAGUCAUCAUGGACACUCUCAGUAUUCUGGAAAAAGCGAGGGUUGUGAAACGCCCUAGUGAUGGCUUCAAUGUUGAGGAUUUUAUUAACAGCGAGGUUGUACGAUUGGUAUAA